Amoebophrya sp. A25 is the source of this 4382-nucleotide messenger RNA. Lineage: Eukaryota; Dinophyceae; Syndiniales; Amoebophryaceae. The record is from the annotation of a GenBank genome assembly.
ACCUCAUGGCAUCGUCUUCGCACCGGCUGUCCUAGAAAAGGUGUACAAUGGUCUCACUGCUCUCUUCUCCAGUGGCUUGAAAAAGAAGAUUUUUGAUCGAGCUAUCCUCAACGGACGUGCCAAGUUCGAUGCUAGUGGAGUCACCCAGGAAACCUGCUAUUUGGGGUCGUACGGAUUCCUCCCGAAUAAGUUGUUGGGGAAGUUAUGAGCAGCUUGGGAUUUUAUCAACGGAAUCGGAAUCGUGAUUGAUUUCAAUAUGAAUCGCAGGUCCAACCCGAUUCGACUAUCAUCAUCAUCAUCCUGAAUCGUUUCCAUUUUCUCAGUAGCGGAAUCGGCUGUCUUGAAGCUCCCUUUUCUCUACUUAGUCCCUCGUCUAAUCCCUGUCCGCGCAAAAUUUGGUGGACGAGUGAAAGGCGUGAUCACUGGUUCCGCACCUCUGUCGAAGGAAUUGCAGGCUUUUUUUCAGACCGUUUUGAACUGCCCGAUUCGUCAAGGCUAUGGAUUAACAUUAUGGCAGCUUGAGACCAAAAGAUAAAUCCAUCUGAAUCUUUCCCAGCAUUUUGGUCCAACAUCUCGAAAGGGACUCAAUAUUAAGGGAAGAUGUCUUUCCUAUCAUCUUGAAAGAGAAUCAAUAUGGGACCCAAGAUGCUGAUCGGUAGUAGUAGUAUACCCGACGAUUGGGUACACUACUACUACUAAUACUGAUCGAGAUGGAUUUAGUUUUAGGCAACAUCUAAUGCCAGAGACUGCUGGUGCUUCGUGUGUCACUUUUUGGUGUGACAAUAGCCCAAGCACUGUGGGUGUACCCACUAUGGCGACGGUACUUGUGUUUCAUUUUGUGGUGAAAACGAAAAGUAGUACUCGUAGAAGGAUAAUCAUGAGCGUGACGAGAAUAAGUAGUGCGACUAUAAUCUAUCACCUAUCGUCAAUUAUCAGGGGGUGGUGGAAGAAAAUUUCAUAGACGUCGACCUGCAUCUCUUCUCUCUCCAUUAUUCUCCUCCAAGAUGCGCUAUAUCUAUUCCAGUACUAGUACCUCUACCAUCUUCAUCUUGUCUAACAUGAAACUUUCGAGACACCACUACGAAAAAUCAAUCCAUCACUUGAGACUUUUGAGACAUCACUACGAAAAAUGAAUCCAUCUCACACUCACUCGAGACUUUUGAGACACUACAAAUAAAAAUCAAUCCACCUCACACACAGGUAAUCCGUCUCCGUGAUUGGCCAGAGGGUCUCUACCUCAACAGCGACAAGGAAAAUCCAGCCAUUGGCAAGCCCAGAGGAGAGGUUUUGAUUGGUGGUCCUAUGGUCUCCCAGGGAUACUUUAUCCCAGAUCCAGACAACCUAAACGAGAACGACAAAGAGUUGGUGAAAAAAAACCAGGAGGAAUAUUUGCAAGCGGAUGGAUAUCUUAUGGAUCGAUGGGAACAAUUAGAUCCUUUCCAUGGACGAUGGUGACUUGCCGUUGCAAACAGACAGACGUUUCUUCAAAUCGUAGAAGUAUUUCUAGUCAUAUUGGAAAUUUUUGAAGUUGGCUUUUUAUCGUCUUCGACUCCUUCCUCAAGCACAUCAAGCAGGAAUAUCAUGGACUACAACUUCAAGUGCAACCUCUAUCUAAAUCCACACGUAGAAUCUAGACCUCUCAGCACCCAUCUCUUCUAACUUCUGUUGGUUCUGUUCCGGUGAUAUUGGACAAAUCACAGAGAAUGGAACCCUCCAGAUCGUCGACCGCAAGAAGGACUUGUGGAAGGGACCCCAAGGAGAAUACGUCGCCUUAUUUACGGCAACUAGUACCAAGGACGCAUCCUGCUCAACAUCAUCCUUGGCUCUUUUCUCAACGGGAAAAGUCGCCAACGAUGGCAUCGGGAAUGCGAACGAGGUAUCUCGAACUUAUCCAAGGUGGAGUCAGCUGGCAAGCUCUCGCCAUACGUGGAUAUGUGCAUGUGCUACGGUCAGGUCGGUCAGGCCUUCGUGGUUUUGCUGGUUGUCGGUAACGAAAAAUGCAUCAAGGCCUUGGGCAAAGAACUGGGAUUAGGCGAAGACUAUGAGAAAAUUGUACUCCUAGUUACAUCUAUUAUUUUUUUUUUCUUCUAGGUGAUGGGUCGUCUCACUUGGAUGAAAUGAAAAACAGUUGACGAAAAAACCACUGAUUUGUAUGGCAUUAGUUGAACGUGUUAAUUAAUUGUUUGAAAGGGCGGUGGCGUAUAGUCCUAACGCAAAAAAAAAAACUCUACGGGUACUCGGAACAGCACUAUCAGGCAGACACACACGACAAUGAUUUUCUGACCAAAAUGAAAAUUUUGAUUUUCUAUCAAAGUCCUACUACUAACAUUCGCAUUGCGUCAUACUUUACAUACUGAUACGCAUUGCGUGGUCAUCCUUUACUGAUAACAUAACAUAAGACACAACAUCACCAUUUUUUACAUAUCAUCCCAUGAUUCCACAUAGCAUCCCAUGAUUCCACAUAGCAUCCCAUGACUCCAUCACCUUCUAUAGAUCUCCGAACCGCCCGUGCUCAAGGCUGUCCAGGAUAGUGUGGUCGAGUACUGCAAGAAGUCCAAGCUGGUGAAUUUCGAGAUACCCCAACGUUUGAGGAUCGUGAACGCAUUGUGGACACCAGAGAACGACAUUUAAGGCUUUUCUAAUAAAGAUUCAGAUUGAUUAAUCCACUAUCAUCUAGAAAAACUGCAUUAAUGUCGUGUUUGUUAAGUGUGAGAUAUAUAAUAUGUGUGUAAGUGACGAGCUGAGAGAUAUUAUACGAGAGGAGAGGCUUCCUUAAUAAAGUACAUCUUUUGAGACAUCUUGUUGGAACUGUUCCGUUAUAAGGAGCGGGGAGAACAGCUUCAAGAUGAACCCUGUGUAUGAUGGAGGAUUCGGGUGAGCUCUAAUAUAUGCUUACAGCGGCUCUGAAGAUGAAACGGGUUGUCAUCCAGCGCGCACACCAAGACCUCAUCGAUGACAUGUACAACAAUGGGAAAGGAAAGUAAGGAAGUUCCACCCUGGUAGGGCUAGAGUACUAGGUCUAGUGAUAGAAGUCUUAGUCUAUAACAAACUGAGAAGGUGAUAAAUUGAAAUUCAAUUUACGUCGCACGAGAGGUAGAUAUUGAUUAUAUUCAAGAAAUGGGCGGGAGCGUCCUAGUGCCUCUUCAUGCGUAUAGUACGUAGGAGGAGUAGCACAACCAACGGAAAUAGCAUCAGAUAAUCAACAAGCAGGGUAUUUACAAUGAUUGAAUCAAGAAUUCAAUUUUUUUAUUCAGGAUCAGGAUCAAGAACAACAAUGAAACUGAAAUUCAAAUUAGUUACGACUAGAUAACUACUACUAGAAUGGCUGCUUCUCUUUCUUUAUUUUCCUGUCGUCACUCAAUCACAGACGAACUAAGGAAUAGUACAUAUUAUAGAAAUCAUCACUAGUAGGUACGCGCAGCUGCAGACCAACAAGCAACUAUCAUCUUUAGAAAUUAUAGGUUUUUCACUUAAACUGUAAUUGAACCAACAAGUUUUUAGUUGAGCGAUAGAACUCUCGGGAGGAGGCGUCUGACUCUGACCAAGAAUGAAGCGUAUUCAAAUGCCCUUUUUUGGUCGUAGGAAGGUAGGAGAGACUAGCAUGAAGAGGGGGCUACAAAAAUUAGAAAAACGAGGAAGUUAGAGUUAGGGCCAGCUACAACGAAAGAAGGAGUGUCGAAGCAGGAGGUAUUCUCUUUCGCCAGGGUACCUAGGUUGCGCUUGCGCCGCACGAUCUUUCAUAAAGUUGUACGAAUAUGUAUAUCAAUCUCUUUUACAUAAUCUACUUAAUCCAUCAUAAAAAUAUCGUUUCAUAAUCCACCACGGAAAUUCAAAUCUUCUAUCACAUUGUCAUCUGUCAUGAUAUUAGACCAAGUAAAAAGUAUAUUCGUUGUCAUUGACUCUCUCUUAUGGAAGUUUUCCUUAGAAGCAUCCACGUUCAUACUCAUUCAAAAAUGACUUCGAGGACGUCGGUCCUCGCGUGCGGCUCAAGCACAGCUCGGUCUAGUAAGGUAAAAUCAGUUUCGGCGUUUUCAUCGUCGUGAAUGCUCACCUUCCCGAGGCGAGCAAAUUCCUAUCCUAUCCGAAUAAGUCGUCAUGAUUGUGUUAACUAGAUCUAGGUUGAACUGGAAGUUGUAGUACAGCAAAGUGUAUAGAAAGUUUGAUUGGAGGGCGUCAGCCUUGUAGUUUCCAAAUUCAUUCGCUGUAUAGCAAGAACCAAGAAUGAAAUGCAAACAAUUGAAAUUAAUAGAAAUGUUAGAAUUACAGAUCUCAUCGUCAUGAUUUCACUGAGACCACAGAUGAGCAGAAAAUUUCGAGCAGUUUCUUCUUCAAUCGCCAGAGGAACCUCCAAGCGGCGAGCAAGGUUCUUCCUAGACGGGCAU